This is a messenger RNA of Mesocricetus auratus (golden hamster), 3803 nucleotides long. RefSeq names its product NSF attachment protein gamma (gene Napg). Lineage: Eukaryota; Metazoa; Chordata; Mammalia; Rodentia; Cricetidae. Gene Ontology annotation, molecular function: soluble NSF attachment protein activity; syntaxin binding. The transcript has 12 exons. The record is from RefSeq and is a predicted model, not a curated record. Gene Ontology annotation, cellular component: vacuolar membrane; SNARE complex. Gene Ontology annotation, biological process: intracellular protein transport. The coding region runs from base 103 to 1041 and encodes 312 amino acids.
GACGCCCUUCCCGGCUUCCUCCGCGGCGUUCCCACGCCGACGCUCCCGGGGUUUGCGGCGUUCUGUGCUGCUUCACUCUUCGCGUCAGCAAGCGGCCGAGCGAUGGCAGCCCAGAAGAUAAACGAGGGGCUGGAGCAUCUGGCGAAGGCAGAGAAGUACCUGAAAACUGGAUUUUUAAAAUGGAAGCCAGACUAUGACAGUGCUGCCUCUGAAUAUGGAAAAGCAGCUGUUGCUUUUAAAAAUGCCAAACAAUUUGAGCAAGCAAAAGAUGCCUGCCUACGGGAAGCUGUUGCCCAUGAAAAUAACAGGGCCCUUUUUCAUGCUGCCAAAGCUUAUGAGCAAGCUGGCAUGAUGUUGAAGGAGAUGCAGAAACUGCCUGAGGCCGUCCAGCUGAUCGAGAAAGCCAGUAUGAUGUACCUGGAGAACGGCACCCCUGAUACAGCAGCUAUGGCCUUGGAGCGAGCUGGAAAGCUCAUAGAAAAUGUAGAUCCAGAAAAGGCUGUACAGUUGUAUCAGCAGACAGCUAAUGUGUUUGAAAAUGAGGAACGCCUCCGGCAGGCAGUUGAACUUCUAGGAAAGGCCUCCAGACUGCUGGUACGAGGACGAAGGUUUGAUGAGGCUGCACUGUCUAUCCAGAAAGAAAAAAAUAUUUAUAAGGAAAUUGAAAACUACCCAACUUGUUAUAAGAAAACAAUUGCUCAGGUCUUGGUUCAUCUACACAGAAAUGAUUAUGUGGCUGCAGAGAGGUGUGUCAGGGAGAGCUACAGCAUACCAGGGUUUAAUGGCAGUGAAGACUGUGCUGCGCUUGAACAGCUCCUGGAGGGAUAUGAUCAGCAAGACCAAGAUCAAGUGUCAGAGGUCUGCAACUCACCCCUUUUCAAGUACAUGGACAAUGACUAUGCUAAGCUGGGCCUAAGCUUAGUGGUCCCAGGAGGGGGAAUCAAGAAGAAAUCACCAGCAACGCCCCAGGCCAAGCCUGAUGGAGCUGCCAGCACAGCUGCUGAGGAGGAGGAAGACGAAUAUUCAGGAGGCCUAUGCUAGUACCCUUUCUGCGGAAAUGAGGAGACGGAAGUCCUGGCAAGCCGUGUUCACGGGAUUAGGACUCUUCUCUGGGCAUCUCUGUGUCAUGGAGAUUAUGAUGUUGAAUAUUAACAUAUGUCAAGUUUAGUUUGCCAUCUCCCCAACUAAGCCAUUGUAUCCACUACCUGUGAAUCACUGUCCUUUCCAAUGUAAGAGUGGAAAUGAGCAGAAAAUACAGUCAUAUUUUAAUAAUUGAUUUUCAAAUGUACAGGCAAAUUAUAUCAUAAACAAGGCAAAGCAGGAAAUAGGCAUAUUUACUGUUUUCUCUUGGGUUCUUGUAAUUUAUUGUUAGAUAAUUUUCAUUGCAUUUUAUUUAACGUUACCUCUAAACAUAACUUUUUUUUGUAAAAAAUGAUUGUUUCAAAACUGGCCUGGUUCUUCCCUCUGUCUUUCUGUGUUGUCACAUGAAGCCCAUGCAUGUUCUGGCUAAGGUCCUCAGGAGAACCCACAGUGCCUAAAAGAGAGGCAGACAGCAGGUCCUCAUCAUGCGGUACUCCAGAGUUGUCAACCUUUUUGUCCGUGGUGAUGGUUCAUGGCUACACCUUCCACCCUUACGGGGUGAUAAGAUCAUUGAUGAUCACAGAGCUGGGGACAUAGUUGUCACCCUCACAGGCAGGUUACACGAGUGUGGAUUAUCAGCCCCAGAUUUGAUGUGCUACGACUGGAAAUGGUACAGUUAUCUUCCCAUCCUGUCAGUUUGCUUGCACUGUACUAAUAGCCGCAGCUGGCAUCAUGGACCAUCAAGAAGCAGGACAAAAACAUGGUGAAAACCUGGGAUUCUCUUUUUAGAGAUAUGAAACAUAAUAGUAAUAAUAAUAAUAAUAAUAAUAAUGCUCCUGUUGAGGGAGGGCUUGUCUCAUUUGAAAAGGAAAUUUAGCCAUCACCAUAUUAGAUCCAUUUAAAUUAUUGAGUCUCUUCAGAGACAAACUUGGGACAAAAGCUUUAUAAUAUUUAGCUCAGUAUGUGACUACAAAUGCGGAAGGCAACAUAUUAAAAUGAUGCUAUAAAUGUCUUCAGCCCUCCCUACAGUGUUGGUGUUUCUUCCCAAGAGGACUGUGCUCAAGUAUACUUGACUCUUUACCAAAAUGAGACUAAUUAAGACCAUUUACGUGUGUACAGAAUGACAAAUAAUGUUCGUGUCAAUCUAGUAUGCAUGCAUUUCUUAACCUCCAAAAUAAUUUUGAUUUGGAAUUCAUCAAAGUAAAAUGCCAAAGGGGGAAAAUGGUUUUGAAAGACAUACAUUUAGGACUGGGUUACCAAUCUUUUCAUACCUCAAAGACCUUCCAUGGUUAUUUCCUAUUUGAAGCAUUCCUCUUUUGGCCUGUAUGGUUUAGACUGAUCACAUAGUCCAUGUGAACUGAAGAGACUGCAGACAGCAGCAGUGUGCACUAGGCAGCAAUGCUGGCUGGAGUAGUUCCCGACACCAUGCUCCACUGCUGUCUCCUUAUAGCAUACUGUAUUUGCAUAUAAUAUGCUUAGUUUUGCUGGAUUUCCAAAAUCUAGGAAAAACUCUUUAUGCUACCAGACCUAGUGGCAGAUCUUAAACAGACUAGCAUCCUCUGCCAGCUGUGCUUGAGAGGGUGGAUGUUGUUGUGCAGUCUCUGCACAGAUCUAAUGCGCAACACUAAUAUUAGUCUUAUAUUUUCCCCUACGUUACCUGUAUAGUUCUUUGGGUUUCAGGACAUUGUCUUUAAUUGCAUUGAGAUUAUGAAUAAAGCUGUAUUUGGCAUUUUUAUUUAAAGGGGAAAUUGGUAUUUCGGAGAUGGCAUCAACGUUGUGUUUACUUUUAGAUCCAACCAGAAAUGUCAAUUAAUGCUUAUUUGAGCAAAUUAGCACUUUUUAAAAAUAGAUUUGGCCGAACUCAAAGGUUACUUUAGACUAUUGUAUGGCCCGUGUUAUUCAAUAAAACCUUGUAUGGGGUCAGUUUUACUCAUAGACUAUUGUAUGGCCCAUGUUACUCAAUAAAACCUUGUAUGGGGUCAGUUUUACUCAUAGACUAUUGUAUGGCCCAUGUUACUCAAUAAAACCUUGUAUGGGGUCAGUUUUACUCAUAGACUAUUGUAUGGCCCAUGUUACUCAAUAAAACCUUGUAUGGGGUCAGUUUUACUCAUAGACUAUUGUAUGGCCCAUGUUACUCAAUAAAACCUUGUAUGGGGUCAGUUUUACUCAUUUUCACUGUAAACAAAAAAGGAAUCAUGAGUGCAUUGUGGAGCAACAUUGUAGCUCAGUUUUAAAACAACAGAGGGGUUUAGACAGUUAUACCUCCUGCCAUUAGACACCAGAGUGCAGGACUUAGAACUCAUUUUUAUGUUGGUUAUUCUGUCUGGUGUCUCAUAAGGAAUGUUUGUUCCACAUGUACACAUUUUAUUUUUCUACCCACGUUGUAAGUCUUUGUUCCGGAGAACUUAGUAAGACAUGGAAAACUUAAUGUUUACAAGAAGAAUCGUUUCCCAGAACUCUAGCACCCUCCCUUUGAAAGUGAAAGUCUGCAUGAAUAUUCUAGAAUCAUCUAGCGUUUAGUUAUAUAGUAAGUGAAGUCAGUCUACAGAAUACAUUUAAUAUAUUGAAUUUGUAAAUAUUCAGAGUAUGGUAUUUGUGUAUGGAAUCUGUGCAUUAUCAUAUUUUUCCAACUUUUUGGUGAGUAAAAUAGUAACAUGUUAAUAGAAAUUAAAUGAUUGCUUCUGAAGAAAGAUAAUUAUGAAAAUAAAACCCAACUAUAUGAA